AUGAGCCAACAGCGAACACCAAACCCGAAAGGACUGCUGGAGGGCAGUGUCCUCAGCGACGCGCCUGACUCCAUCCGCACCGGCCCCAAGAUUUCCUUCUCCGCCUUUUCGCGUGGUCCUUACACACCGCGCGGGUAUGUGGCCUCGGCUCGUGCUCGCAGCGUCACCACCGCGACGCGUAAACGGAGCGGCUCGAGGCGUGGAAGCUUGCUGUCACACAUGCGCGUCGCGGUGCGUGACGACGCGGACGACGAUAGUGCUCCCCUCCCCAGCGCGAAGGAGGACUCGCUGAACCUGUACAGCAGCUCUCCCUUUCGUGGUGCAUCGCCGUCCAUUGUGUCGAUGAACCGACCGGGCUCCGUGCCGAAUGAGGUGCUGCCGCAAGCACCGGACAUCCAGCACAUCGAGGGUGAACUGUGGUAUGUGACGGGGAAGAGCAUCCCGGGUAAAAAGAAGCGGGCGACGGCGCAGUGGGUGGUGUGCGAGGACAACCACCUCUCUGUCUACACCAGCUGGGCGAAGAGCAGCCGGCAGCUGGAGGAGCGGCAGUUUGAGUGGGUGCGCAUCCUCUUUGACUACAUGCACCCGCACAAUCACGUGGGAGAGAUGAGCGGGCCCGUGCCGCAGACGCGCCGGAUGACGAUGCUGCGCCACCAGCCCCGCACAACAACGGAGAGUCGAUUGGUGUUCGAGACACGCGAUCCGCUGCGAGCGAAGAGCUUAGCGGGCUACUAUUACUUCGGCAUCGAGUGCGUGUUCCGCGACGCCGCCACGGGGAAACUGCGCCGUUUCCUCGAGAUUUUCUGCACCGAUAGCGCCGCGGACCACCGCCAGUGGAUAGACUUUUGGGAGGAGAUGCAGCUUCGUUACCCGAUGGUCCGCAACCGGGACGCGAACGCAGCGUCGAUGGACAUGGGAUCGGAAUGGCUCCAUGACUUCAUGUUUCCGCGCAACCCCGCCAAGUCCCCGCAACCAGACGAUGCAGACAUGAGCAGCUCUCACUUACCGUCGCCCUUCCACAACAGCAGCUGUGUCUCCCCACGCGUGCCUCGGCUCGGCACCGCGGCAAACGUAAGCAGCGGUUUGUUAGACAUGACCGGAUCCGCACUGUCGCCGGUGAGGAGCGGCUUGGCGAGCGGGGAGGGCAGCAGCCCACUUGCGCUGGUGCCGAUGGCGUCAACGCAGCGUUGCGCGGUGCGACGCAAUCUGUUUGAGGAGGGCUCCGCGGAGGAGGGCGGCAAAGGGGGAUUUCCGGAACUGUUGCGAUACCUCGCCGAGGCGGAGCGCAAGGUGCGCGAGGGUGUGGAAUGCGCAGAGAUGGCGACGCGCAGCAUGCUGGAGGCCAACCUUGCGCUUCGCUCGUUAGCGCGGCAGGCGCUUGCGGAAGAGCAACUUCCUCCCAUGGCUUGUUUAGCACUCCUUGGCCAAUCAAAGCAGGACGAGGCCGAUGCGCUCCGCGGAGCUUUCACCCAAGACCGCGCCGUAAUCCACGCGCUGCAAAGCGACCUCAAGGCGCUGUGCGCUGCUCUGGCGCAGCGACCCCCGCCGCAACCCGAGGGGGCGUGUGACGCAGCACUGGCGACGGCAGCGAGCGCUGUGCCUGCCGCACCUACCAACGACGGGACGCCAUCGAAUGCCGCUGUUGCUUCGUCCGUCACCUUAGCGGAGUACGAAAGGCAGCUGGCUGACUUGCGCGUGCAGAACGCGAAGCUGCAGGAGGAACUCGAUGGCUUUACUUCCUCAGCGGCGGAGAAAGUGAGCGCGGCCUUUAGUGCGUGGACGGAGUUGGACAGCCUCGAGCGCUCCGCUUUGCAAACUGCAGCCGCUCCCUCCGAGAAAGAAGAGACUUUGAAGACGCAGUAUUUGCAGGCGGACGACGCCCUCGUAAGAGCCUUGGUGAACGCUGCGCUGGAACGCGAGAUCGUGUCCGACUCGGUGAACACCAGUGGAGCCGACAACUUCGAGGGUUCUGCUCCGCAUUCAUCUCCUUCGGCACCGUCGUCUGGUAGCCGCAGCUUGUCGCCGCUCGAAGCAGGCUUGGAUGGUGGCCGUCACGGGUGCGAUGAGAACGCGCGCCGAGACGAAUAUGCUGCUGGUCACACGGCGAAUGCUGCUGAUGCACCAGACGUGCUUCCGCAGGUUCGCGAGGUAGUACAGGGGCGUGCGCCGCUGCUGGUGUCCCGGUCCUUGAACGAUGCCGCCCCACGGACGACUGUGCAGGCACUCAUCCGGCAGCAACUGCGACACUUUUCCCUCGAACAUCCACGGCGGCUUGGUGCGCGCUUGAGGUCCGCGCACAGCAACACCUCCGCUAUGGGCGCCUCUCUGCUGACGGCGAGUGCCACUGCUGUGCCCUUGCCUGCUGCUUCGGUAGACGUUGGGAGGGCAUCCCCUCGUGAUGAUUUUCUUCAGCGCGUCGUAGAGAACAUCGUUGGCGCGUUCGGCACCUCUUCUGCUGCCUCGCCCCGCGCCCCGCAGUCGCUGGCGGUGGCGUCGUCCUCGCAGGGUGUGGCGGGUGCGGGAGUGCCACCGCUUGUGUCUUCCACCGAGAACAGUCGCAAUGAACCCGCGGAGGGCGGCGCUACGACGUCAACACGCGCAGGUUGUGCAGUCGUAUCGCUGUGGGUGCUGGCGUUGCGACGAUGCGUAGAGCACCACCGCGAGCAACCGGGAGAGAGCGUGGGCGACACGGGCUUGACCGCGGCUGGGAGCCUGUUAUCAGCGAGAGCAGACGGCGAAACUCUCGCGAAGACCCCGUCAGCAGGCUCCAAUCAAGACACCACCCUUCCCAUAUUCGCGCGGGACCCGUCGUGCGUUCAGCGAAGCGGUCCGGGACACCGUGCGACGUCGUCAGAGGAGGCUCUGCUAAACGAGGCGGGUCGUAGGGGACGCGAUGUUGUGAGGUGGCUAUCAUCGUUAGAGAUGCAUCCUUCCGGCGUGAAGAGUUACGUGGAGGGGUUGGCGGGGGAGCGGUCUGACAAUG
Molecule: messenger RNA, 2983 nt
Organism: Leptomonas pyrrhocoris
Lineage: Eukaryota; Euglenozoa; Kinetoplastea; Trypanosomatida; Trypanosomatidae
Exons: 1
Source: RefSeq, a predicted model, not a curated record